GACGCGGCGGUCCCAAGAUGGCGUUGCAGCAGAACGCGUUUGAAACGUUUUCCUGAGUAAAAAGGUCUAGAAAACGCGGCCAUGGAUACCUCUGGUGGUCGCCGCCUUGCACUGUCAUCAGAAUGAGUGUUGGCCAGUUAUGCAAGACCUGUGGAGAGGGGCGAGUGCGUCCUUUCCAGUGUUCCUUGGACCAGGCGGUUGUGAGAUGCGACAAUGCAGACUGUGAUUCAUAUUUGGAGAUUCCGCCAUGGGACUGUGUAAUCAAACACACUAUCACUUCUCAUAAAAAGAGGCAAUCAGUCUUUUCUGGUAAUCAGCAUUACAGGGCCUGGAGCUGCAGUAGUAGUGGCACCUUAUCAGACUUCCGAAGCCAAGUGGAAAGUCUUGGGGAGCCCUGUUACUCUAGGACAGACAGGUCACACAAUCUUCUGCCAAAGGAAAACAAAUAUAGGAAGUCAGUCCCCAUUGAUGUCAGCCAUACCUCAGAAACUGAGGAGAACCAUUGGAACACAGACAGCUCUGAUACGUUCUUCAGCCUCUUACAUAAUCUUGACUUGAAAUCUAUACUGCCAGAGACGAGGAACGAAGCCACAUCUGCGCUACUUCUGGAGUCAUGGAUGGAAACAUUUGACUGCAACACCAGUGUUAGCAAUGGUAAGCCAAGUGGCAAAGAUGGUAAUCUUAGCAAAGAACAAGAUCAGACAUUAAUCUGUGAACAAGAGUCUUUUAUUUCACAAACUUUAUCUGAACAUUUAUUUGAAAACCAAAGUGGUAACAGUGAUUGUUUCAAUGGACAGAGCUCUAACAUUUGUCUCAAUAAUAGCAGUUCAGGUGAUAGAUCCAGCCAUGUUAAAGAGGACCAGGCUUUGUGUGACAAGCAAUUCAUGUCACCAGCAGCUUCUGCAGCAAGUGAUGAUAGUGGCUUUGAUGAUGAGGCAAACAAAAUAAAGAGUGUAGUUUUACCAGCUGUGGAGGAGGAAAGCUUUGAGCAGUUGUUGAGAGAACAUCCAGAAACCCCAAAAGAUAAAACAGUUAGAUCAAUCCAUAGUUUCAUGAGUUACAAUUUUGAGGAUCUUCUUUGUGAAGAAAAUAAAGGUCCAGCCCCUCCUGAUGUGCUGAAUUUUAAUGUGCAUCCAGUAAUGGUUACUGUAGAAAAGUGUGGUAAUGUUGAUGAGGUCGAACCUCAGAGAGGAACAGACACAAGUAGUUCUGUAGUGAGAAGUCAAGAUACAGAAGGUGAUGACAAACCUUCCAGAGAUAUAACAAGUGAAUUACAUGAGAAUUUGAACUGCUUUGAAGCCACUUCUGUAGAGGAUUGUGGUACCAGUGCAUCAGAUUCCAGUACUAGUGAAAAAGGAUGUCAUACAAUUCAGUCAGUUCCAGGCAGCCUCUGUAGUAUAGAAGAGAUUAAUGUAGAAGCAAAUGCUGAUCAGCCUUCUAUAAAUACUUUAGAGAGUGAAAAUGUAAGUAGUGAUAUAUCUAGUCAAAACAUAACUGUGUUAACUGCUGAUGCUGUAGAAGAUGUGAGUGAGAAUUGUACUUUUGAGCUUACCACAGAUGGCCUUUCAACUAAUUUUGAUAACAGUAAUGAACAGCACCAUGUUAGGGGUAAACAGAGCAGGGGAAAACACCGGGGCAGAGGCAGAGGGAGGAGAAGAGGUAGGUGUAGGGUCGCUGGCAGAAGCCAAGAGACCCAAAGAAGUGACGAGACUGGAAGAGAACAGAGUGAGGACAGAGCUGAAGAUGGUCUUGCACAGACAAGUAGCAGUAGUGAAGCAAGAGGUAAGGGAAGUCAUCGAGGUCAAGGAAGAGGUACAAGAAAACCAAAGGUAAACCUCAAAGUUGUGCCUCGCCAAACACGUCAGCGCACAGGGACCAUUGAAGUGCAGGCACCAAGAACUAACAAAAGACCAUCAGAUGAAAUUUCUUCAGAUGACCACAGUAGUACUGGUCUUCGCAGCGGUUUGUCAUCCUUGCUCCAAGGGGCAAACCAGUACCGUUAUGAUGACAGAAGAAAGGAGACCCACAAUAUUACAAAUUUGAGUUUUCGCAGUUUGCUGAAGGGUCCUGUUGCUGAAGAUCCAUGGUCGGUACCUGAGUGGCAUCUGGAAGGCCUGGACAUCGAAAUCAUUGUUCAGGGUGUGCGUCGAAAGUCCCAUAAGAAUGAGUCCCGCGAGAGCCCAGACACAGAGAAAGCUCAAAGAACAGAGGACCGAGCUGCCAAAUCAGAAGAUGACAAUGAGAAGAACAUUGAAGAGGAGACAGAUAUGGGAAACGGGAGACCUUGUUCUAGUUUGUCAGCCAGCAGAACAAGUAGGAUGGGUGAUGCUGAAGAGGAACAGGUGCUAAAUGAGGAAUUGCAAGGAGCGAGUGUUCCUGAUAAUAGCAUAAUUGUUAUUCACAAAGGAGAUAGUGCAAUAGAUGGUGGAAAUCAAUCAGGAUACUCGAGUGAGGAAAAAGAAAGAUUUGAAGGAACAGUGAAAAUUGACAAUACAUCCUUUCCCUCAAUUUUAGCAAAUCAUUCUCUGGAGAAUAGUAGUGUUAAUGCUAGGAUUGAAGUGAACAGUCCUAGGUCAUUAGGUGAAAAUGAAUCCAAGCAGGACAGCUACCAGUCACACACUGCCACAGAAUCAUCCAUAUCCAGUUCUCAAAGUGAAAAUCCAAAUGUAUGCACAUCACUACAGAAACUUAAUCUAAAUAUCAUACCGAAAGAGAAUUUGUAUGCUUCUGAAGACUUUGAAAAGGAUCUUGGUUCUUUAAGUGAGCAGCAAGAGUGUAAUACACACAGUGAGAACAAAUUAGAGAGCCAAGCAUUUGAUAUUAGUAAUAGAGUUCUGGUUGUGGAAACUGCGUUGAGCAAGAAUAGUGAAGUUACAAGUGGUGCUAAUAAAGACAAUUCAGAUAUUCUCAGUAAUGAUAAGGAAGAAAGUUACAGUAGUGUAUCAUUAUGUAGUGAGACCCCUGCUACAUCUGGUGACCUUAGUAUUGAUAUGAAUGAAAGUGUUAGAAAGGUAGAGUCCUUGAAUACAACAAUUUUUCCUCCUACAUUAAGAGACACAGUCAAGGAAAAUAAUGAGGAAGCUUCUGGCAUCACUGAAACAACUAAGAAUAACCAAGACAGUAAAAGAACUGAUAAUUGUACACUCUAUGCCAUUAAUAAUUCUGAAAAUAAUGUUAGAGAAAUAGAUGCAUGCAGUGACAAAUUUGAAUACCUUGAAAAUCUUUUGAGAUCAUUUGAAUCAAAUGUUCAGGUUUUAGAGGUAACAGAAAGCAAGAAAUUUGAUGAAAAGGUUGCUUCAGAUUUCCCAAAGACUAAAGAACCCAGUAGCACAGUAUUCAUGGAAAAUUCUGUAAGUAGUACAAACAGCAAACCUAAAUUGCAGUCACGUGAAGCACAGGAAGUUCCUAAUACUGUAAACUUACAUUGUGGUGUUCCUGAACAUCAAAAUAUAACGCAUGUAAAGGCAGUUGCAAGCCCUUCAGAUGAACUGGAGGAUGGUGAUAGAUUACUGCUUUGUGAAGACAAUGAGGAACCCAACUCAUCUCCUCCAGCUGUAGAGAAUUCACCCAGUACCAGUCCUCAUUACUUCAUGGUAUUGCCAGACCAUGGAGAGGUUCGAACAUGGAUGGGGUUUAAGAAAGCGGUGAACUCUGAUGGCCAGAUACCUAUAAAUGAAGCAGAAACAUCAAACACAGAGACAACAGAAAAUAAUAAAGACCUAGAAACAACAGAAAAUAAUAAAGACCUAAAAAGAUCAUCCAAAGAGUUGCCUAGUACAUACUUCAAUACCUUGUUAAAAGAUCUUAACUUUGAUGAAACCUUUUUUCAUUGCCCAGUGAAGGAACAGCCUGAGAGUACAUUUGUUGAACAUCUUUCAAGUUCUCUCUUUUUUGGAGAAACUGCAGAUACUUCUCUUAUACAUCCUGUGCAGGGUGCAUUUUGUCAUACCAAAAGACAGGGUGAUUGUACUAACAAAUCACCCAAUGAAAAGGAGUUUGAGUUGAACAAUAUAUCAGGAGAUAAAGGUAAAGAUUCACAAAAUGUUGAAAUAAAGCAAAGUGUGGCCUGUUUACUUACAAAUAAUAAUGCUAUUGCCAAGCAAAGUGUUUCUGAAACAAAAGCGGUGGUCCUACCUUAUACAAAUAAUGCUAACACUAAGCAAAGUGUUUCUAAAGCAAUGGCUGUUGCCAUUUUAUGUAAAAGCAAUGUUAACACUAUACAAAGUGUGUCCGAGACACUGGCUGUGUCCCCUCUCUUAACAAGUGGUGAUCUUACAUCUUCAAAUAAGCCAAAUGUGAAUGAAAGUUGUUCCAAGCAUAUAAAUGAAGGCCUGUGUAUUUUUGAAGGAGGGGGGGAACUAAAUAAAUCAAAAAGGAAAGGUGAUUUUUGUGAUGGAAGAGUAAUUAACUUACCAUCCAAAUUAGAAUCAGAGAACAUUUUACUCAAUCCCAAGACAAGAAGUUCAAACAAAAGUAAAAUGUUUGAGAUAGUACAACAUUCAAGUGCCUCUUCCCUGUCUGCAAACAAUAUGAAAGCAAGCACAUUUUCAGAAAAGCUUGGUGCCAUGCAGAACUGCAAACUAAAGGAAGUUAGCAAGAAGAGGAAACUAUCAGAUAGUAAACUCGAGGAUACCAAAAGAUCUUUGAAAAACACUAACCAGGCCAGUAUGGAGGGAGUUCAUUCAUUUGAGAAGAAGGAUUUUUUUACAGUUGUUAAAACAGAGCAAAGUGAGACUUUGGAGAAGGUUUGUCUUGAGAAUAACCUUGUUCUCAGUGUAAAAGAAGAGUGUAUUAAUGAAAAUGAUGAAGAGAUGCCCAUUGUCUCAUUAGAUGAUGAUGAUAUUCAAAUAAUUGUCCCAGAAAAGAAAUGUAAAGUGGAGAAAGAUGAUAUCAGUGUACAGUGUGAUAUAAUAAAGAAAGAAAAUAAGGUGGAUGAUUUCUCUGCUGAUAUUGAUUUAAAUUAUGCUGCUCAAAUUGAAGAUGCAGAGCCGAAGAUUAGAGCAGGAAGUUUACCCAUAAAAGGAAGUCUAUCUUCCAAUAACUGUGAUAUAUUACCUGAAAAAAGGGAUUCUUACACUAAUGAGUCCAGUGAAACUGAAGAGGAUAAUUUUCUCACUUGUGGUAUCCUGGAUAACUCCAUUCCACAUGACAAAAAGUGUUACAGCCCAAGAAUGAAAGUGUUUGUAGACUUUGAAGAUAGCUUCGAAGAUGGGGAAGCACCCAGUUCGCUGAAAGUGUAUUAUGGCACAAGGAAAAGAAAAUAUGAAAUUUGCAAGGAUUUGAACAUAGAUUUUGAUCUAAGUGAAAGUCCACAUAAGAACUCUGAUGAACUCACUACUAGUGUCUUAAGCCCAAGUCAUGUGUCACGCACAGAUACAUUCACCUACAAUCCUGGCUUUGGUUGCACAAAAUUUAGUCCACAGCAUGAUGAAACUGAUUCUGUUAAAGAUGAACGUGUGUCAGACUUAGGAGUACAAGAUUUUGAUGACAUCCCAAGUUUUCUAUCUGAUAGCCCAUCAUCAGAAAGUUCUAUAUCACCUAGUUAUUCCAACUCAGUGGAGUAUUUUGGAAAUAUUAAGUCCACUGGAGAUGAUUGGGAAUCCUCAGGUGUAGGUGGUAAAGGGGAUGAAUCCAUUAUCAAAAAUACAAUCAGCAAAAGAGGUAUAAUGUAUCAAGCAAGCUUAGAACCAAAAGCAGAAACUAGUGAAAGUGGAUGGCCAGGAGGAGAGAGUUCAGGGUGUAGUGAAUUUCAUUUGCAAAAUACUCAACUUGAAAACACUUCUAGUGAGUCAUCCUUGACCCUUUCAUUAAGUUCCAGACAGAUUAAUAGAACAGUAUCCAUACAUAAUCUAACACAAACUCCUGAAACAAAGCAAGAAAGUGGGUAUGAUGUUGAUACACCAACAGAAAAGCAGCUAAAGCGAGAUGCCCGGGUCUUGAUACUACCCAGAAAUAACUCUUGUCACAUUCCAAUAGUUCCUGCAGUACCUAUUAAAAAAGCAGUCAGCAAUGAUCUACCCAUUCCCAUGUUAGGCUUUUCAACUUCGUCCUCAGGUACUUCUCCUUAUCAUUCAUUAAACCCAAGUACUACCAGUGUUGCUCUUAAUUCAUUGACUCAUAGCAAUUUGGGUCAGAAUAUUUGCAGUAAAAAUACAGGACUGACACAAGUAGGCCUUGGUCAUCAGGCUCUGUGGCCACCCUUACAUCAUACUCCUAUUCAGGCUCCAGGGAACUUGGUUAAUUCGGAACCAAGUACAUUACCACGUAUCCCAGUAUCUCAGGUAUUUGAUUGUACAAACAACAGCAACAUUUUAGGCUCUCCUCAUGUGCUUGGAAUGGCCAACAGAAAUCCAAACAUUGAUUACAAAAUACCACAGCAGUCUGCAAGACCAAUCAUUGUUCCACCUGCAUUAGCCUCUUCCUACAAAAACGACUUCUUGCAAGAGAGAGAGAUAAGUGAAGCUGUUUCAAAUAGGCAGUCAUCUGAGAGAAUCAUUGCUGUGACGAGACAGACUUCAGCUGGGCCAGUAACACGGUUGCUAAGAGUCAGCACCUUGGCUGAGAGGGGCAGUGAUGCCUUGCAAGAUAAGAGCUUUGAUGGUGAAAGUUCUGGCAGCGAAGUGAUAGACAAAAAGCCAUCUGCUGCAACACACUGUAACAGUGAAGAGAAAAAUCAGGAUCUUCUUCAAAAUAACAUGAUAAAAAAGGUAAAAAUGGGUUCAAAGGGAUCAUUUUAUCUAAGACCUUCUCCUGCACUGAUGAAUGCCAUAGCAGAAUUAAGGAGCAAAGGGAAUUUGCCUGCUGGAAACAGGUCAAAGGUAGACAGAUCCGAUGUCAUUGAAUUGCCUGAUGGUAGACCUAUAUCACCCCCCAUUCACAUUCAGUCAAAAGUCGUUCAGAAGAAGAGGAGGAGAAAGAGGAGACAAAUGGACAUAAGAGAGCGUCAGAUAAAGAGACUGGCAAAGGAGAAAGUACAAGAGACAAUGGAGAGAAGCAAAAUAGAUGAGGAUAUCCCAGAAAUGGUUGCUGUUUGCCUUGGAGGGAAGCUUCACAUUUACCAUAGAAAAGAUGUUCACUGAAAAGGAAUUUUACUUCUGUCUGAAUAACUUUGUUGUAUUUUUUUCUUGAUAGAAAAACAUGUUCACCUUAGAUAAGUUGAUUUAUUGAUUUAUGAAGAGUAUAGUGAGGAGUGAGUAUUGUGAUUGGAAUAAUACAAGAAUUUAUAAUUUUAUUUAGAGGUUAGUGAAGAUUUUUUAAUAAAACGAAAACACUCA
Penaeus chinensis is the source of this 7274-nucleotide messenger RNA. RefSeq lists its product as uncharacterized. NCBI's taxonomy places the organism in Eukaryota, Metazoa, Arthropoda, Malacostraca, Decapoda, Penaeidae. The transcript is spliced from 5 exons. The coding region runs from base 123 to 7079 and encodes 2318 amino acids. The record is from RefSeq and is a predicted model, not a curated record.